GCCGCGGCCCCCGCUCCGCCCGCCCGGCCCCGGCCCCCAGGAGGAGGCGCUGACGCAGCAGCGUGGAGCCCGGGAAUUGAGCGCCCCCGGGGGGUUCCAGCCGCCGGAUUCCAGCCCGGCCGGGGCCUGCGGGAGCCCAGAGCCGCGCCGUCCGCGCCGCCGUCCCGCUUGGAGGUACUCCAUGACACACACUCGGAGGAAGUCUCUUUCCAUGCUGAGUUCGGGCCCCACGGGCCGCCAGGAGCCCCUGCAGAUGGAAGGCAGCAGUAUGGAGCAGGGGGCAGAGGGUGUGGAGCCAGGUCCUCCUGAGAGCCCAGGGCACCUCAUGGGGCGCCGCAAGAACUACCCACUGCGGAAGCGCCCGUUAAUUCCCGAGAAGCCCAAGGCCUGCAAAGUGCUGCUGACCCGCCUGGAGAAUGUGGCUGGUCCACGGAGCGCAGAUGAGGCUGAUGAGCUGCCCCCCGACCUGCCCAAGCCCCCUAGCCCGGCCCCAUCCAGUGAGGACACUGGCCUCCCCCAGCCCCGCAAGCGGCGCCUGGCCUCCCUCAACGCUGAGGCCCUCAAUAACCUGCUGCUGGAGCGGGAAGAGACCAGCAGCCUGAUGGGCACCCGCCGCAGCCGAGGGGGAGACCCCCACCGCAGCCGGGACCGUGACCGGGCCACUGGAGGCUGGGCCUCCUCCAAGAAGCGGCCCCGGCUGGGGGACCUCGGAGGAAGUCGGGACCUGUCCCCAGAGCCAGCACCGGAUGAAGGGGCCCGCCGAGAUGGCGAUCCAACUCCCAAGAGACUGGCCAGCCUGAAUGCAGCUGCCUUCCUAAAGCUGAGCCAGGAGCGGGAGCUACCCCUGCGGCCGCCUCGUGCCCAUCCAGAAGCAGACGGGCACUCCACUGAGCCACCAGCACUGAGGGCCCCGAGGCCAAAGUGGGCCAAGGUCAAUGGCAAGAACUAUCCCAAGGCCCGGCAGGGGGCUGGCUCUGGGGAGGCUGCAGGCCCACCCGGCUGGCAAGGACACCCCGAGGAGCCAUGGCCAUCUGCCACCCCUCGUGGGCCGUCCAGCCAGCCACCUUACCAGCCCCUGAGCGAGGCUCUAGAGAGCCCCUUGGGGCUGCGCCCUCACCUGCCCCUGCUGAUGGGUGGGCAAGCAGCCUUGAAGCCGGAGCCCGGGCGCCCAGGCGAGGAGUCACCUGCCCCCAAGCAGGAACUGCACCAGCCCUCUUUCCCCGCACCCCAGCUCUCCCCGCUACCGAUGCCUGGCAACCCCGCCGACUACAGUGGCCUGUGUGGUGGGCCUGAGCUCACCGCGCUAGGCAGCUUCUACCUGUACUGCAGCCAGGCCGGGCUGCGGUGUGGGGGCUACCCCUCCUGCUCCGUGCUCCCCGAGGACAAGCUGUCCCCAGUGGCUGCAGCUAACGCGGGGCUCCUCUUGGCCCCGAGCUCAGUGCCCGCCACGGGCACCCACUUCCAGCACCCUCCAUGGGGUUCUCGCUACUGCUCCAGUGAGGAUACUGGAGUGAAUGGCUACAGCAUCUGUGAAAUGUUGCCCCCGUCUCUUACCCACAUCGGCACUACCUGUGGCGGCUGCCCCUACAAAAUGCCUUUUGCAGCAGAAGGCUGCAGGUCCCUGGGCCAGCUGGAAUUUCCUCUCCCAGAAGCCGGCCACCCUGCCUCACCUGCCCACCCCCUCUUGGGAUGCCCUGUGCCCAGCGUGCCACCUGCAGCAGAGCCUGUCCCCCAUCUUCAGACACCCACCUCGGAGCCCCAGACGGUAGCUCGCGCGUGCCCUCAGAGCGCCAAGCCUCCUAGCGGCUCCAAGUCAGGUCUGCGCACGGGCUCUAGCUGUAGGCACACUGCGCGGAGCAAGGCUGCCCGCAGGCCCAGCCACCCCAAGCAGCCUCGCGUCCAGCGCCCACGCCCACGCCGCCGCCGCCGCCGCCGCACUAACGGCUGGGUGCCCGUUGGGGCUGCCUGUGAGAAAGCCGUCUAUGUCUUGGAUGAACCGGAACCAGCCAUCCGAAAGAGCUACCAGGCGGUGGAGCGGCAUGGAGAGACGAUCCGAGUCCGGGACACUGUCCUGCUCAAGUCAGGCCCUCGAAAGACGUCCACACCUUAUGUGGCCAAGAUCUCUGCCCUCUGGGAGAACCCGGAAUCAGGAGAGCUGAUGAUGAGCCUCUUGUGGUAUUACAGACCAGAGCACUUACAGGGAGGCCGCAGUCCCAGCAUGCACGAGCCUUUGCAGAAUGAAGUCUUUGCAUCGAGACAUCAGGACCAGAAUAGUGUGGCCUGCAUUGAAGAGAAGUGCUACGUGCUGACCUUUGCUGAGUACUGCAGAUUCUGUGCCAUGGCCAAGCGUCGAGGCGAGGGUCUCCCCAGCCGAAAGACAGCACUGGUGCCCCCCUCUGCGGACUACUCCACCCCGCCACACCGCACAGUGCCCGAGGACACGGACCCUGAGCUGGUGUUUCUUUGCCGCCAUGUCUAUGACUUCCGCCAUGGCCGCAUCCUCAAGAACCCACAGUAGCCCCCUCACGCCCACACUGGGGCUGCCCACGGGCAAGUGGGGCUCAGGGCAGGGGGCACUGCUUGAAGCACAGCACUUGGUUAAGGGGCCACAGGAGCCUGAGGUGGCUGGCCUGUGGUUCUCUUGUGGGGGGAGGGCAGGGGCCCCUAUGGAUUUGGACCCCAUGGGAGGGAAGGGGAGGCCAGGGUAUAUGAAAAGCAUCAGAGCCCUCAGCUUGGCCCAGGGCACCUCUCUGUGGUCCCCUGGGCAGAGGCUCCUGAAGAAGCAGUCUUCCCUGAGGCUGGGCGAAGCCUCAGGGGCAUGGCCCCUGGGGGGAUUGGGGGAAGGUCCUUCAGGAACCAGGCCCUUCUUUGUCCUCCCCUGGGCCCUUCAGGGGGGAGUGGGAGCCAGCUUUACCUCACCCACUGUGACCCGCUGCUUCCCCAUUAGCCUGGGACCAGGCUCUCCCAGAUUCUAGCACAGCUCCGAGCUCAUUCCUUUGAGGCCUAGGGAGCCAGAGUCUGGCUCCCAGAGCAUUGACUUUCUCUUCCUGGACUUGGGGCCUUUCUCUGGCAUUCCUCCUUUGCCCCUGCAGUAGCCCCUGGUGCUGGGACAAGUUACCAGCCCUCACAGUCAUGGGUGUGGCCCCCUUGUGGGAGUCAGCUUCCUGUCCACCUCCUGGUGAAGGCCACCCAGCAGGUCUGGCCUCCCAGAAAUUAACUGAUCAACAUGGGGUUUGUCAUGUCUGGGAGAGCAGAAGGGAGCUGGGAGGGGGUGGGGGCAGGGGGCAAGGAAAAUUGCUACCUGAUUUAUUGAAGACUUUUCCUCUUGCCUUACACUUAGAGGUUUAGGAAACCUCUUGCAGAACUUCACACAUGACUUUUCAAGCCACACCCACCUGAAAUCAAACCAAAGGAGUGCUGUGGCUCCCCUUGCCCUGCCACCUCUUACCCUAGUCUUUUGUAGAUUGCACUAAUUUACAUCCCAGCGAGAAUCAACACUGUAUCAGUCCACAGACCUGCUGAGCUGCAGCCUCUCACUCUAGGAGCUAAGGACCUGCAUUUUCAGUUUGUUCCUGUUGCCCAGGGGCCCUGUUCUCACCUCAUGCUGCUCCCCAGAGUAGAUUAGGAGACUCAACCCCCUGCUAUCCUUGCCAGAUCUAGGCCCUGGCCCUGGCCCUGGGGCACUCCGUGUGGCGGCUGGAGCAGUCUGCUUCUUUCCUAUUUGUACCAAAGAGGAGCCUGGUAGGGAGAGGGAGUGUGGCUUGGGCCCGGCGCUGGGCACAUGCUCGUGAGUGAUUCCACAGGCCACAACCCUGGGGACAGGAGUCAAGGAGGGCAGCACUGGGUCCCCCUCCCCUAGGGAGGGGCAGACAGACCCUGCAGGCUGAGGAGGCGGCACUGGGUGAGGACAGUUGGGCGGGAGGUGGAAGUGAAUCCUGAGGGCACUCCCAGCGAUCCCCCAACCCUGUGCUGUCCCUGAGCAGAUGGCUGCUCCUGAUUGGUCAUUGGGCUUGGGUGAGGCCUGGACCAUUCAGAGGUGAAUUUACACUUGGGAAGCCCAACCCCAAACCUGAAGGGAAGGAACUUGGGUCCCCUUGUAUUGAAUAAGCUGUUUGGAGGAAGGCAUCAUCAGUCCAGGAGGGCGGGGCAGUAAGAGAGGUUGGCAGAGUGGCCGUGGGGUGGGGCCGUGGUGGCUCUGGAGACCCAGCCUUGGAGCCUGCUCUUUCCCAGGGCGCUGGGCCCUUGCUGCCAAGGAGCCCAGCCUCACCCAGCAGGAGAUCAGGCCCCUCGUCUCCCAGGAGGCAGGGUCCACUGCCCACAACUUAAAUGCUUUUGAAAUCUCUUAGAUGUGGAAAUAUUUUUUCGAACCUGAAAAUGCAGCUGGUAGAAUUUCAAUGGAAGCAUAAUUCAUGUAAAAUAUAUUUUAGUUGAUAUUUUGUAAAAUGCACUUUUUGUGUGUGUCGACCCUGGUUUCUCAGAUCUGUAUUUCAGUGUUUACAAGGGAGGGAGGACCUUUCCUCACCUCCCUUUUGACAGAGAUUAGAAGUACUUCUUUAAGAAAAAAAAUAAUAAAUUUGAGAAAUUGUA
Molecule: messenger RNA, 4587 nt
Organism: Globicephala melas (long-finned pilot whale)
Lineage: Eukaryota; Metazoa; Chordata; Mammalia; Artiodactyla; Delphinidae
Gene: BAHD1
Product: bromo adjacent homology domain containing 1
Biological process (GO): heterochromatin formation; negative regulation of DNA-templated transcription
Cellular component (GO): chromatin silencing complex
Molecular function (GO): transcription cis-regulatory region binding; chromatin binding
Source: RefSeq, a predicted model, not a curated record